Molecule: messenger RNA, 2112 nt
Organism: Pleurotus ostreatus (oyster mushroom)
Lineage: Eukaryota; Fungi; Basidiomycota; Agaricomycetes; Agaricales; Pleurotaceae
Exons: 5
Coding region: 1-2112 (703 amino acids)
Biological process (GO): protein phosphorylation
Molecular function (GO): protein kinase activity
Source: RefSeq, a predicted model, not a curated record
AUGGCUCAUAUUACCUCUCCUCGAAGACCUCUCACAUCUGCUCAUAGUUUCAUAUCAAAACCCUAUGGCUCCGACACAGUGUCGCCUGAUGGAUUGGUUGACUCCCUUUUCGACAUAUCCAUCGUUCAACAUCGAUGUCUCUUCGAUGCCCUUCAUAAUGUCGUGGCAGCAGCGGCAGAAGCCCCUGCCAAAAAGGUUGACCAUGACACGCACCUCAAACAACUGGCGAAGGGGGAUAGUUGGAAGGUGAAAAUGUAUCCACCGCUCCAACAAGUGUGUGACCACAUCGUCGAUUUCUUGUACCGGAGCGAGCCCAAAGCGACGAGGAGGAUCAAGAUCGCUGCGAACAGGCGACUCAAGGGUGCAGAAUAUACGGCCAGCUUUCCAAACGUUGCUCCAGACGGAACUGGAUCCCGCGUCCUUGAGUGUGCUUCCUGGCUGGAUGUUGACUGGUUCAUGGAAAUCAAACCCAAGGAAACCCAAGGUGUUGCCGCGAAAGAUACAACCAUUCCCGAGGUCGUCUGUCAGGCUGCUGAUUACGCUCGACUCCAUUUAUCUUGUCGCCCUUUUCAACUUUUCUCAGUCGGCCUUCUCAUCUUCGGGCGCAAGUUCAUGGUGGGCAUUUUCGAUAGGGAUGGCGUCUCCCUUUCCCCCAUAUCCGACUUCUGCGACGGAGGCGAAGGCUUUAAAGCCUUCAUCAAAGUGAUCUACAGACUCGUCGGCCCGCAUCUCUCGGAUAUUGACCUCGGACACGACCCUACCGCUGCACCUUUAAGCCCCUCGGCUGAUCUCCGCGCAGCUCUUCGUGAGCUCGCCAUUUCACGACAGCUAUCGCCAGAUUUCCCGCUAUACUUGGUAUUAUGCCCGAGGGAGCACACGACGAAGGUCCGGGGUGCGACUUUGACAAAGUGUGUCCAGGAUACGUGGGUGACAGUUGGCCCUCCCAUUUGGGUGUCCCUAUCCUUUAUUGGCCGAGGCACGAGCAUCUGGCCUGUAAUUCGGGUUACAAUGGAGUCUGGCGAGUGGACCAUCGCCAACGGUGCAUUGGUCUCGAUCCUCAAGAAUGCGUGGCGCAACAGCGGACGCACUGGAGAAGCUUUCAUCUACGGGAGCCUCAAUUCCCCUCCCCCUGGCGUAGCUCGCUUCCUACAAGGAGGCGAUGUCCUGUUCGAUGUCAAGACCAACAUACCGAUCUCGGUGCACAAUCUGCGUAGUCACUAUCCGUACGACGCAUUGCUCCAUAGAGGCGAGGAGGAUGCUAAAGCUAACGCUGCGCCUGCGCCUGGGACUACGACGACAGUCCUCCAUCGCCUUAUCCUGCAGACCAUCGGGCGGCCGUUGUGGCAUUUCGCACCAGAUCUCCUCCAUGCCCGCUUGUUCUCAGUACCUCGUUCGAUAGGCCAUCAGCAGCUCGUUGCUCAUGGAAUCCUCCAUCGAGAUAUAAGCGCUGGUAAUAUUAUGAUAUCCGCCUCGAGUAACCCCAGUGCAGGUGAAGACGGGUUCUUGAUGGACUUGGAGUUUGCGAGUAUUGUUGAAAUCGUGCAUGUUACGUCGAUCAAUGGGGUUCCACAGCGUACGACGUGGAGUCCCCCGAGGCGCGGUGUCCAGAUGACCGGCACCGUGCAGUUCAUGGCCAGAGACAUCUUGCAGUCCCUCGUCAACAAGAAGCCGAUUGAACAUACAGAAUCGCACGAUCUUGAAUCGUUCGCUUGGGUCUUUGCCUACGUCGUGCUUCGCCGUCUACUUCGCGAUUCGGGAGAUGAGAGAAAAUCGACACUCACAAAGGACGAUCGACUCGCUAUCAAAACGACGUACGACCAAUCAUUCGGCGCUCUGAAGCUCGAUACCGUGCUGACCCAGCGUCGUUCACUGGGCGUGUUCGACUCGAGAGUAAACAGGAUAGAAGGACUUGUCCCGACAGCUAUCGCCGACUUCAUGGACUGGUUGGGCAUGAUGGUCGGCGCAAACGAUGUAGGCGUUAAGCCCAUUCCUCUAAGUGUCGCCGGUGCAGUUCCUCAACGGGUGCAGAAGAAGAUGUCACACGUGGAUGUCAUCCUCAUCAUCGACGCCACCAUCCAAAGCCUCGCCAGCGAGGUGCUGAUCGACGGAUGA